Molecule: messenger RNA, 973 nt
Organism: Aspergillus alliaceus
Lineage: Eukaryota; Fungi; Ascomycota; Eurotiomycetes; Eurotiales; Aspergillaceae
Exons: 1
Coding region: 758-928 (56 amino acids)
Source: RefSeq, a predicted model, not a curated record
CCCUCCCCAGAUGGAAAGACCGGCAAUAAAUUCCGUUUGGACCAUACAAAUGUCUGCAUUCUGCAUCACCACGUGGAGUUCAUAAAUUCGUCCUCGGAGCCGUGUCGGAGCCGCCAAGAGCCUCAAAAUUGAGUCCUUCUUCUGAUAUCGACCCUACCUUACCUUCCACAUAAACUUAGUCCUCUGAGUUCGUGUCUACAGCCGAAGCCUGGAUAGUUCGACUAUCAUCGUUCUUCGAUCUUCCAACCGCCCUUCGAAAGUUACUUUUGCACCAAUCUUCUUGAUCAUCAAACGGUUGGAGAUAUGAUCACCUUGAGACCAUGGUUUGUGUCCGACACUACGCCCUGAAAAUGAAGUUUCUUGUCUUUUGCCGAUUGGCCUGUCACCGUUGAGACCUUGGGAAUUCUCAUUGGACAGGUUUUCUCUUUUUGCUUUUUGUAAUUGUUUCUGUAAAGUCAAAUUGCCAAUAAAGCGCGAUUGAGGGAAUGAUAGCCGGUCAAAAGCAUUGCAAAUCUCCCCUUCUACGAACUCACUUUCUGCUGAACAACUGACAAAAGUCUAAUUCAGACAAGGCGUUGUCAUUUUCCUCGCUUCUGUCUCUCGGGGAGUAAAAGAUUUCUGCAUUAGCGACGGUCUCUACUUUGUGUAAAGUUAAUACUCGCCCCUAUCUCUCUACUUCCAUAGAUCGAUCAGACCAGCCAUAGCCGAGCGAUCAGCGUGGAGAAUUAAAACUAGAUCACACGGACGACCUUGGGGUAUGGCCGGAUCCAGCACGAUGAGGAUGAUGCCAACUUUAGAGCCAUCGGAACCAAUGCGUCUAGACCUAUCUCUUGAGCAAUAUAAUGAGGACAGGUUAGUGUCUACUUGCAGGGAUAGUGUUCCUGCAGUAGACCAUCGUAUGCACCUAAUUGGCCGAUAUUCGAUCUAGGAUCGAAGCUGACGGGGAAUAGUAUAUCAGGAAGGGAAACUGUAC